CCGCUUGUUCUUGUUGGGCCUCUGCAGUCAACACUUUGUCACCCGUCGCAGGAUGCUCCAUAGCGUCUGAAAUGAUAUCUGCACGCCGUUCAAGGACGGAGAAAAUUGAGGAGUCGUCAAUUGAGGUCCACACUAGAAUUGCAGGAUAGGGCACCAAUGGAUGUCGCAGCACUGCUUGUUGAAGAGGUUGAUGAGGAUGCAGAUUCGCGUCGAGGAACGUCGAUUGAUAUGGGUGCAACAUGGACUGUAAUAAAGCGCAGUGAGCAUCAGUCGUCGUCCAGACCGGCGGAUCGCGGUAGAGCAAGAACAAAACGUGAAGAAACAGGCGAGGACCCCGAAGGUGGAUGACGGGCUACGGAUGAAUGAACUUGAGACGAACCAGCUGUAGAGCUUCGAGCGCCAUUGGUAGGCCGGACUGCGAUAUUGCUUUGUGAUAAGGAAACUGACGCAGUAGAGUCG
This is a messenger RNA of Laetiporus sulphureus 93-53, 459 nucleotides long. RefSeq lists its product as uncharacterized. Bases 157 to 348 code for a protein of 63 amino acids. The record is from RefSeq and is a predicted model, not a curated record. The transcript has 2 exons. Lineage: Eukaryota; Fungi; Basidiomycota; Agaricomycetes; Polyporales; Laetiporaceae.